AUGACCGAGGAACGAGACGCCAAACGAGUGCGGCAAGCUUGCCAAAACUGCCGGCGCAAGAAGACCCGUUGCUCCGGAGAGAAGCCGACCUGCGCGUUCUGCGCUCGCCUGAAGCAAGAAUGUUGCUACAAUUCGGGACCUGGCUCUGAAGCCAGCUACCCCACUGAUAUGACCUUGGCCGCGAGGGUUGCCCUUCUGGAAUCAAAGCUCAGUGCUCUUGACAGUACCAGCCUUGAUUUCGGCACAUCCGUAAAUGGAGGGCCUCCAGACGCCGGUGCCCGGAAUCUGGAUCGGCGUCCAUCUUUUCCUACCUUGAUUCACUCGCGGGACCGAUAUGGGAGUGAUGUCGACAUUCUACCACCUCCUUCGAUUGUGCUAGCACUAACGGAUGCAUACUUUCGAUAUUGCGACAGCCAGCCGUAUUGCUAUUUCGAAGAGCAGUUUUUCCGACGAAAGCUUCAAGACGGCCAAGUACCACCUUAUCUUCUCAAAGCCGUCUUGGCCAUGGCAGCACGCUUCUCUCAAGACCCCUUCUUUCACGGUCAACAGCAAGACAUGAUUGACACAUACUCGCGGUCCGCAUGGGACGAGAUAUUCGAAAAGUCUUUCUCUGAAGACGAUGCCUUGGACAUUACAGUCGUUCAAGCAACUAACAUGCUGGCUGUAGUUGAUUUUACCACCGGGAAGCAUAAGCUCGCAUGGGUCAAAAUUGGCCUUAGUGUGCGGUUUGCACAGAGUCUACACCUGACAAUGGACCCGCCACCGGCAUUAAGUCGCGAAGAACAAGAAGAGAGAGUUCUAACUUUCUGGUCAGUGUACCUUCUUGACAGGCUCGUCUCGUGUGGUACAAACAGACCUCCGACAAUACUUGACAGCGACUGUUCUGUCCGGCUUCCAGCCGACAAUCUCAACAUGAACACGGACUCAAAUUCGAAUCCGAGGACACUUCAAGCUCUACAAGACCUUCCUGACUCCGAAAUUCCCCAAAGCCUAAGCCAAUUUGCACAGACGGUUCUUAUGGCAUCUGCACUGGGAAAAGUCGAGAGAUUUUCUUUGCAGAAACACAUUUCGGGAAGCCAGUACAAACUCUGGCACAACCGCAGUGAAUAUAGCAGGAUCUAUAGUCUUUUGUUGGACUUUGAAACCUAUUCCGACGCCAACUUGGUACCCUUCGCCGAAGCCCUGGAUCGUUGGUACGGGACGGGCGAUGCAAUUGACCAAAGGCGAGCUGGACACUUUGUGUUUUCAGCCAUCCUAUAUCACCUUAAUCAAUGCUUGCUGCACCAUCCUUUCUUAUUACGAAAUCACGUCAAAGGCUGCAAAACCAGGGUUCCAGCCACUUUUCUCAAGCAAGCUCUCCGGCAGGGAUUGGAACAUGCAACUCUUCUCACGUCGGCUCUACGGGUUGUUCAGAGGCGAGGUCUCUCACUAGCGAGCUUCUAUGCCUACGCCUGCACUGUGGCUGCGACAAUACAUAAGCUUUACACCUUUCACGAAGAUGAACGUGUCUCGAGUAAUUCCAAGACACUCUUCGAUUGCUCGCUCGAUUUCCUUCUCUAUGGGCAAGAUGUCUGGCGACAUUAUUCACGUAUGGCAUAUGUGUUGAUGCAGCUUGAUCCGGACCCCAAGUCGGCCAGAGAUCUUGUGACAGCAGCCAUAGCAGUAACACCUGGUGAGAGUCCUGCAGAUUCUAGCAUGGACAACAUCUGGGAUCUGCUUGACUACGGAUGGCUCUGUGAUUCUGCUAGGCCCUCAUCGUCACCUGAGGCGUGCCAACAAAUGGGAAACGUUGACCAGUGGGAUCCCACCGUCGAUUCUUGGAAAUUGAAACAAGCCAUGUCCGUCGUGGAUAGUUUUAUGCCAGAACCUACUGCCGCACCUAUCGACCUCAACUACUUUGAUCCCGCCGUUACCGAUCCCGCUUUUAGUGCUUGGGAAGACGUCCUUGAGCCUGGCUUCACAAACAUACUAGCUAGAUAAAGCCCCAGAACCUUCGACUCGAUAUUAUCGCUUGCGAGUGCUACCACAGCCGAAUUGUUCUUUCGCAACCAUCCACCUCACACCACUUCUCCGCAAUCCUAAACACAACAAGGCUUUUCGGGCAACGUCUCCGGAUCACGCCUCACCACAGCAAUAUCGGCUUCACGGUCGUACCCUCUUCCAUGUCAUGGAUUGCCUGCUCAAACUCCUCAACCUGACGAAAUUAUCACCAUUUAUUCGUGGAACUUCGAUGCUGAACUCACCUUGUAAUAUUUGAUCAAUUUAUCGAUUGGAAAGUCGCCAUGGCGAUACCAUUGGAUCAUUCGAGGAACAUACUGUAUCAGAAAAUGUCAGUCAGAAUCACCGCAUCGACUAUACGGAGAUCAACUUACAUCCGCAGGCCGAACUCCGCCUUCCAUACUUCCAAGAAGUUGUUUCCCAGUCUUCACACUACGGUCAGAUUUGUUCAAUCUCAACGACGGAGAUUCGCUUACCACCAUGAAGGAAACCAAAGCCACCUGAAGCGCUGCAUCCAUAGGAGCGACUCCAAGAAGGAUCAUUUUACCUUGAUUGGCAGUGAACUCAAUUCCUUGUUGGAUCAACGCAACAACACCUGUGGCAUCAACUGUGAUUGUGCUCCCACUGCCAUCAGUGAUGUCGCGAACAGCCUUUUCGAGUCCCUCCCCAACUGUUGAUGUAUUGAUGGUGUGCGUCGCACCGAGUGAUCGGGCAAGAUCGAGUCGCGCUUCGACACGAUCAAUUCCUAUGAUUGUGCGACAUCCUCGGUGUCUUGCAGCCUGUCUCCAAGUUAGCCACUAACCAGUCUCCUGAAAUCUCUCAACUUGCCAUUAUUGCAGCGAGACCAACUCCACCAAGGCCGAUAAUUGCUACCUUAUCCGACGCCCUGGCCAGACCGAGCUCUGUGAUUGUUCCCGCUCCUGUCUGAACAUAGAUGACCCGUCAGCUACUUAGAAUUUUGAAGCGCUCAACGGAAAAGCUUCUCACUGACUUGAAUUCCACAACCUAACGGCGCGAACAGUUUCAGGUCGUCCUCAUUUUUGACCAAAUCUGUCACUCUGACGACCGAAGCCUCCUGAACUCUUGUCAGAUUUGAGAAACUUGACUGGCCGAAGAAAGAGCCUCCGAUCCCAUGGCUUUCUUUUGAGUUGGGAGCGCCAAAGGCCUUGGGAUUCCCACAGAAAUUGAGCGGGGUGAACUCGGCGCAGUAUCCAGGUGCUCCAUUUCUACAAUUGUGGCAUUCACCGCAAUAUGCAAAGGAAAGAAGGACUGAAUCACCCGGCUUGACCUUUGUGACACCCCUUCCAACCCGAGUCACAUAUCCUGCACCUGAGAUCAAAGUCAACAUAUGCUCAACAAUCAAAUGAGGCCAUUCCCACCUUCGUGCCCAAGUACCCGGGGAUAAGGAGGGACUGGAAAGCCAACUCCAUCUGGAAAGGAGCCACAUCCCAGGUCGGUGUGACAAACACCACUAGCUAUGAUUUUCACAAGGACUUCGCCCUCAGCCGGAGUAUAGACCUCAAUAUCUUCCAGCUUCCAUUGCCGACGUCCAUCUUGUGGAGGUCGACAAACAAUUGCUCUCGCAAGAUCUGGUGCCAUGGUGAUUUCAAUGCUGCAAUUUUUUUGACGAACACUAGUAUAUCGAAAGUAGAGACGAAAUGUCCCUGUAUAUCGAAAGCCAUUUUGGUUA
This is a messenger RNA of Exophiala oligosperma, 3688 nucleotides long. RefSeq lists its product as uncharacterized. Gene Ontology annotation, cellular component: nucleus. The coding region runs from base 1 to 1980 and encodes 659 amino acids. Gene Ontology annotation, molecular function: DNA-binding transcription factor activity, RNA polymerase II-specific; zinc ion binding; DNA binding. Gene Ontology annotation, biological process: regulation of DNA-templated transcription; DNA-templated transcription. The record is from RefSeq and is a predicted model, not a curated record. NCBI's taxonomy places the organism in Eukaryota, Fungi, Ascomycota, Eurotiomycetes, Chaetothyriales, Herpotrichiellaceae. The transcript has 7 exons.